UUUCAACAUUAGUGGAUGACCCAAAAUAUCAAACGUUGCAAUUUGUAAAACAGCCACUCUGUUGCUACAUUAUUCUGAUGAGUCAAAUACGACUAAAGCAGAUAUUACUUUAAACCACUUAAGAAAAGAAAAUCUACUCAACACAACCACAGCUGGGUUUUCACUCUCAUUAGUUCGUGAUACACUAUAUCUAUUUGUCAGUGGAAGUGACAAAUGCUUAGAGUUUGCUCAGCAAUUGGCUAAAUGUAGCGUGGUGGAAUUAUUUAACGAACAUUUCACUUUACAUAAAAAUGUUCAGAGCACUCAGUCACAAUAUGUUAAUGGUAAAAUGAUUUUGACGUUAGACAACAUAGCACGCAGGAAGGACGCCAAAAAAUUGGUUUCUUUCCAAAAUUUGAAGCAUACAUUAAUGGAACUAAAGUUUAAAGAUUCUUAUAUUUCACUCAUUGCAAAAAUGAUACUUUUGCAAAUUAUAGAAGAUUCUGAUACAUUACUUGUAACAACAGAUGAAAUACAAACCGUGAUUGAAUACAUAAAAGAAGCGUGCAAAGUACCUGAUAAACGCUAUAAGGGAUUCCAUCGUUCUGAACUACUUCAAGCCCUAGCGAAAUUUGCGAAACAUCCUGAAGCCUACCAGGAGAUCAUUCCUUUACUUGACACAUUGAAUAAUGUUCUUGAUGAAGAGGAUCUGGAGGAAUUGGAACACACGACGGAAUGUUUGAAAGAAAUGAGUGGAAAUUUAGAGGCAAGCCAACUAAUUUUAACAAAUCAAGAUUUAACAUCGAGACUGGUCCAGCUAGAUAAUUCUGGAAAUAGUGACAUUGAUCAAAAUAUCAACGACAUAUUUUGGAAAGGCGGACGAUCAACUGGGAUUCUGACUACUAUAUCAGGCAAAGUUGUAUCUGAUGAAUUUCCAAAGCAUUUUGAAAUUGAAACAGAUGAUAUUGGAAAAGGUUUUUUCGGGAGUGUACAUCUUGUCAAAGACACGCAAAAACCUGAUGAACGAAAGUUUGUAGCCAAAAAACUCAAAAAUCUUGCACAAAUGGCUAUCUCUCUGCAUGAAGCUGAGGUUCUGUUAAAGACAAAGCAUCCACGGAUUGUACAAUUUCAUGGAUUUAUGAAACAAGACGACACUUUUAUCAUCUUUUUGGAAUAUUUAAAACAUGGAACGCUGGCAACAUUUGUUUCAAGGAGAGGUUUUUUAGAAGAGACGUUGACGCGACAAUUUACAAUUCAAAUUCUUGAUGGUGUACAGUACCUGCAUAAAAAUAAUAUUAUUCAUAGGGAUAUAAAAGGCAACAACAUCUUAAUGGUAGAUGAGAGUGCCGUGAAGUUGACAGAUUUUGGAAUCUCCGAGUUUAUGGAUGACCAUGUUGCGGCAACAGAUGUGGGAACAGUGAGGUAUAUUGCGCCUGAAUUAAUUACUUCAGACGACGGCAGGAUAACUAAUUACACCAGCAAGGCUGAUAUUUGGAGCGUUGGCUGCACUGUUAUAGAAAUGUUGACAGGAAAACCACCCAACUCUUCAGUCCCUACACCACUGGCUAUUUUAAGAAUCGCCAACAGUGAGCCGCUACAUUACCAACUUCCUCCAUCUUCAUCAGUUUACUUACAAGAAUUUUUAGACAAAGUUUUACACAGAGAAGCUAAACACAGACCAACGGCUGACUGGCUGCUGAAGAAUGAUGCAUUUGUCAAUGAGGACUACGCCAUAAGGCUUUAA
Messenger RNA from Physella acuta, 1723 nucleotides. RefSeq names its product mitogen-activated protein kinase kinase kinase 2. Gene Ontology annotation, molecular function: ATP binding; protein kinase activity. Lineage: Eukaryota; Metazoa; Mollusca; Gastropoda; Physidae. Gene Ontology annotation, biological process: protein phosphorylation. The record is from RefSeq and is a predicted model, not a curated record.